CGAGCGUUUCGUGUAUAUAUUUCGAGUGUGCGUGUUGUAAAUAGAACGCUAUUGUCAGAUAGAGAAUUAUUUUCGAAUGUGCAUCCGAAGCAUUUAUGCAGUAUGUCGUGGAAUCGAAGCUGCAGGCGCUUCUUAACGACGGAGCAAACAGUUUUAUGGACUUGGAGUGGCUGCAGCCAGAGUUGCCGUCGUUCUUCGACGAAACAAAGUUUCUCCUCGGUCAGCAGAUGUUUUACAACAACGCUUUCACCAUGAUGAUUGCCAAACUGUGCGGGCUGUUAUCUUUAUUCGCUGUACCAUCGAUCAAGAACGUUUUAACAUUCACCGGACAGAGUGGCGCACGAUGCAACGCGUUUCGCAGAUACGUAUCCACAAUUUUGCACAAUUGGGUCUGGUACGGGAGGAAAGCUGGCAUAGAAAAAGAAUUUCUCGAAUCGUUGAAAAUCGUGCGAAAGAAGCACUGCGUAGCGUUUCGAAGAAGCUCGGAGGCGGGACUGAGCAGAGUCUCGCAACUGGAUAUGGCACUGGCUCAAUUUGGAUUCAUGGGUUUCACCCUGCUGUCUGGUGACUAUCUUGGGGUGAACAACAGUUCCGAGGAACUCGAAGGACUGAUUCAUUUCUGGCGAGUCAUUGGCAGUAUGCUCGGCAUGGAAGACAAGUACAACAUUUGCACCGGAAACGUGGAAGAGUCACGUGCUCUUUGCAGACGACUUCUGGACGAGGUCUUCCUCCCCUCGUUUGUCAGUAAUAGCAAGGAUUUCGAAGAGAUGAGUCGUGUUGUAUUAGAAUCUGUAUGGCCCGUGAAUCCUUAUAUAGAUCCAAAUGCUUUCAUCAAGUUCACGCUCAUUCUGGCAUCCAAAGCCGCCACGAAUAACAACCAUUCGUUAAAGAUAGAUUCAUCAAACAUGCCGUGGUACAGUAGAUUCAUCUUGAAUGUUCAACUAAUUACUCAUAAAUAUCUACUAGCAACAACUUACUGGUGGUCCAGAUUUUUCAGGGCGUACUUCAAUAGUCAGAUGCGAUUGGCGAUCUACUUGACAGAAAACUUACCGUUUCUGGCGUUUUGGAGUUAUGGUGUAAAACGCUCAUACGUCAACAUAUACAAAUAUCGCGUCGUUUGAUCUUAGACUUUUGCUUCAACAUUAUUGAACAAUAAUGUUGAACAAUAAUGAAAGAAACAGGGUUAUCAAUGUGUGCGUAAUUCGAUGUAAAAUGUUUGUAUAAAUGUACGACGCUUUGUAUAAGUGUACAACGUUAAGGUCGAUUUAAGUCGAAGCUCAGUUUAGAAAAUAAGUAGUUUAAACUUAAAAAGUGAGUAGUUCUUAAGGCUCUGUCUAUAAUUUUGUAUUUUGUCUAUUUUAAUAUAGAUACAGUGAGCAACAA
Frieseomelitta varia is the source of this 1383-nucleotide messenger RNA. RefSeq lists its product as uncharacterized. Lineage: Eukaryota; Metazoa; Arthropoda; Insecta; Hymenoptera; Apidae. The record is from RefSeq and is a predicted model, not a curated record. The transcript is spliced from 5 exons. Bases 96 to 1121 code for a protein of 341 amino acids.